CUGCCCCAGGCUCGCCGACCAUGGACCCCAACACGAUCAUCGAGGCCCUGCGGGGCACCAUGGACCCAGCCCUGCGGGAGGCCGCCGAGCGCCAGCUCAAUGAGGCCCACAAGUCCGUGAACUUUGUUUCAACUCUGCUACAAAUCACCAUGUCCGAGCAGCUGGAUUUACCAGUGAGACAGGCAGGUGUUAUCUAUUUGAAAAAUAUGAUAACUCAGUAUUGGCCUGAUAGGGACACCACACCAGGGGAAAUACCUCCAUAUACAAUUCCCGAGGAAGAUCGACAUUGUAUCCGUGAAAAUAUUGUAGAAGCUAUUAUUCACUCUCCUGAACUUAUCAGGGUACAGCUUACUACAUGUAUUCAUCACAUAAUCAAACAUGAUUACCCAAGCCGCUGGACUGCAGUUGUAGACAAAAUUGGUUUUUAUCUCCAGUCUGAUAACAGUGCUUGCUGGCUCGGAAUCCUUCUGUGCCUAUAUCAGCUUGUGAAAAACUAUGAAUACAAGAAGCCAGAGGAACGGAGUCCAUUGGUAGCAGCAAUGCAGCACUUCCUACCAGUUUUGAAGGAUCGUUUUAUUCAACUUCUUCCUGAUCAGUCUGAUCAAUCAGUCCUUAUUCAGAAACAAAUAUUCAAGAUCUUCUAUGCCCUUGUUCAGUAUACUCUUCCACUGGAGCUGAUAAAUCAAGCAAAUUUGACUGAAUGGAUAGAAAUUCUAAAGACGGUUGUGAACAGGGACGUCCCUCCUGAAACCCUUCAAGUUGAAGAGGAUGAUCGGCCAGAAUUACCAUGGUGGAAAUGCAAGAAGUGGGCUUUACAUAUCUUGGCAAGGCUUUUUGAAAGGUAUGGAAGCCCUGGCAAUGUUUCCAAGGAGUAUAAUGAAUUUGCUGAAGUCUUCCUAAAAGCAUUUGCUGUUGGCGUCCAGCAGGUAUUGCUGAAGGUGCUGUAUCAAUACAAAGAAAAACAAUAUAUGGCUCCUCGAGUUCUACAGCAGACACUGAACUAUAUCAAUCAAGGAGUGUCCCAUGCUGUCACAUGGAAGAACCUGAAACCUCAUAUACAAGGCAUUAUCCAAGAUGUUAUUUUUCCAUUGAUGUGCUAUACAGAUGCUGAUGAGGAGCUCUGGCAAGAAGAUCCUUAUGAAUAUAUACGCAUGAAGUUUGAUGUGUUUGAAGACUUCAUUUCCCCCACUACUGCUGCCCAGACACUCUUGUUUACAGCCUGUAGUAAGAGAAAAGAGGUCUUGCAGAAAACAAUGGGAUUUUGCUAUCAGAUUCUUACAGAGCCAAAUGCUGAUCCUCGGAAAAAAGAUGGUGCUCUGCAUAUGAUCGGUUCUUUGGCUGAAAUCCUGCUAAAGAAAAAGAUCUACAAAGAUCAGAUGGAGUUCAUGUUGCAAAAUCACGUAUUCCCUCUCUUCAGCAGUGAACUGGGCUACAUGAGAGCAAGGGCUUGCUGGGUGCUUCAUUAUUUCUGCGAAGUGAAGUUUAAGAGUGACCAGAACCUGCAGACAGCUUUGGAACUGACCAGACGAUGUCUGAUUGAUGACAGAGAGAUGCCUGUGAAAGUGGAAGCUGCUAUUGCCCUUCAAGUUCUGAUUAGCAAUCAGGAGAAAGCCAAGGAAUAUAUUACGCCGUUCAUUAGGCCUGUAAUGCAGGCUCUUCUUCAUAUCAUAAGGGAAACAGAAAAUGACGAUCUGACCAACGUGAUUCAGAAAAUGAUUUGCGAGUACAGUGAAGAGGUUACCCCUAUCGCUGUUGAAAUGACACAACACUUGGCCAUGACAUUUAACCAGGUAAUCCAGACUGGGCCAGAUGAAGAAGGAAGUGAUGAUAAAGCAGUAACAGCUAUGGGAAUCUUAAAUACAAUCGAUACACUUCUUAGUGUGGUGGAAGAUCAUAAAGAGAUCACGCAGCAGCUGGAGGGCAUCUGUUUGCAAGUUAUUGGUACUGUUUUACAACAGCAUGUUUUAGAGUUUUAUGAGGAAAUCUUUUCCUUAGCUCACAGUUUGACCUGUCAGCAAGUGUCUCCACAAAUGUGGCAGCUUUUGCCUCUUGUAUUUGAAGUCUUUCAGCAGGAUGGAUUCGAUUACUUUACAGAUAUGAUGCCUCUUCUCCAUAAUUAUGUCACCGUGGACACAGAUACUCUUUUAUCAGACACCAAAUAUCUUGAAAUGAUAUAUAGCAUGUGCAAAAAGGUCUUGACAGGGGUAGCAGGAGAAGAUGCAGAAUGUCAUGCAGCCAAGUUGUUGGAAGUGAUCAUUCUACAAUGCAAAGGGCGUGGCAUUGAUCAGUGUAUUCCCUUGUUUGUGGAAGCUGCAUUGGAGAGACUGACCAGAGAGGUCAAAACGAGCGAACUCAGAACAAUGUGUCUUCAGGUUGCCAUUGCAGCUCUUUAUUAUAAUCCUCAUCUGCUCCUCAACACCUUAGAAAACCUUCGGUUCCCCAACAAUGUUGAACCUGUCACAAAUCACUUUAUUACACAGUGGCUUAAUGAUGUUGAUUGCUUCUUGGGGCUUCACGAUAGAAAGAUGUGUGUUCUAGGCUUGUGUGCUCUUAUUGACUUGGAACAAAUACCGCAAGUUUUAAAUCAGGUUUCGGGACAAAUUCUUCCAGCUUUUAUCCUUUUAUUUAAUGGGUUAAAAAGAGCAUAUGCUUGUCAUGCAGAGCAUGAGAAUGAUAGUGAUGAAGAUGAUGAAGCUGAUGAUGAUGAAGAAACAGAAGAGCUUGGAAGUGAUGAAGAUGAUAUUGAUGAGGAUGGGCAAGAAUAUUUAGAGAUCCUGGCUAAGCAGGCAGGAGAAGAUGGAGACGAUGAAGAGUGGGAAGAAGAUGAUGCAGAAGAAACUGCCCUGGAAGGCUAUUCCACAAUCAUUGAUGAUGAAGAGAACCCUGUUGAUGAGUAUCAGAUAUUUAAAGCUAUAUUUCAGACUAUUCAAAGUCGUAAUCCUGUGUGGUACCAAGCUCUGACUCAUGGACUUAAUGAAGAGCAAAGGAAACAGUUACAAGACAUAGCAACUCUGGCAGACCAGAGACGAGCAGCCCAUGAAUCCAAAAUGAUUGAGAAACAUGGAGGAUACAAAUUCAACGCUCCAGUUGUGCCAAGUUCAUUCAAUUUUGGAGGUCCAGCCCCUGGGAUGAAUUGAAUUAUCCCUUUUUUUCCUGCUACCGUGUGAUUGUAGUAAAGAGCUUGUGUUCCUCCCA
Molecule: messenger RNA, 3195 nt
Organism: Vombatus ursinus (common wombat)
Lineage: Eukaryota; Metazoa; Chordata; Mammalia; Diprotodontia; Vombatidae
Gene: IPO7
Product: importin 7
Exons: 25
Coding region: 21-3137 (1038 amino acids)
Biological process (GO): protein import into nucleus
Cellular component (GO): cytosol; nuclear envelope
Molecular function (GO): small GTPase binding
Source: RefSeq, a predicted model, not a curated record